AUGGGUCUCCUCACCCUCAUCGAGGACAGGCCAACGCCAAAGGCCGUGUACAACUGGCGCGUCUACACAGCUGCCUGCGUCGCGUCAUGGGCCUCGUGCAUGAUUGGUUAUGACUCGGCCUUUAUCGGUACUACGCUGGCGCUGCCGUCCUUCAUCAAGGAAUUCCGCUUUGCAGAGAUGAGUCAGUCGCACCUCAACACUACAAAGGCGAACAUUGUGUCUGUUUACCAGGCCGGGGCCUUUUUCGGUGCCUUUGGCGCAUAUGUGUCGAGUUACUAUGUCGGGAGGAGGAAGUCGCUGAUUCUUUGGGUCUUGAUUUUUAUCCUCGGUGCCGGCCUCAUGCUUGGUGCCAACGGUGAGCGAGGUCUAGGCUUGAUUAUCGGCGGCCGUGUACUCGCUGGUCUGGGGGUUGGCGGCUGCAGUAACAUGGUUCCAAUUUACAUUUCAGAACUGUCCCCUCCGGCCGUGCGUGGACGCUUGGUCGGCAUUUACGAGCUGGGAUGGCAGGUUGGUGGACUGGUUGGCUUUUGGAUCAACUACGGACUCCAAGAGACCAUGGCACCGUCCCAUAAGCAGUGGCUUAUCCCAUUCGCCGUUCAGCUGAUCCCCGCCGGAUGCCUGCUCAUCGGCGCCCUCUGGAUGCCCGAAUCACCGCGAUGGUGCUUGACCAAGGGCAAGCGCGAGCAGGGACUGAAAGACCUGUGCUGGAUCCGGAAUCUCGCCGAGGACCACCCGUACAUUGUGGAAGAGGUCGAGGCCAUCGACGCGCAGAUUGAGCACGACCGCAUCACCGUCGGUCCUGGCUUCUGGAAACAGUUUCUCGCUCUCAAGCAACGCAAGGUGCUCUACCGCAUCUCGCUCGGUGGUAUCCUGUUUCUCUGGCAGAACGGCUCGGGCAUCAACGCCAUCAACUACUACUCGCCAACCGUAUUCAAGAGUCUAGGUGUCACCGAGGGCUUUCUCACCACGGGCAUCUUCGGCGUCGUCAAGACGGUUAUGACGUUUGUCUGGCUCCUCUGGAUGAUUGACCACCUGGGCCGCACCAAGCUGCUCAUGAUCGGCGCCCUGGGCGGCUCCCUCUGCCUGUGGUACAUUGCAGCCUACAUCAAGAUUGCGGAUCCUGCCAAUCACAAAUCCGCAAACGGCGACCUCUCGCCCGGCGGCAUCAGCGCAAUCUUCUUCUUCUACCUCUGGACCGCCUUCUACACGCCCUCGUGGAACGGCACGCCCUGGGUCAUCAACUCGGAAAUGUACAGCCAGCAGACGCGCUCGCUGGGCCAGGCUUUCGCCGCCGCGAACAACUGGUUCUGGAACUUCAUCAUCUCGCGCUUUACCCCGCAAAUGUUCAGCACAAUGGGAUAUGGCGUGUACAUGUUUUUCGCCUCGCUCAUGCUGCUUUCGAUUCCCUUUGUAUUCUUCUUGAUCCCAGAGACAAAGGGCAUUCCGCUCGAGCGCAUGGAUGACUUGUUUAACAUUAAGCCUGCGUUCAAGGCGCAUGGCAUCCUGGUGGAGGAAUUGAGAGAGAGUCGAGAUGAGACUAUGGCAGUGCGGGACGAGAAGGCCAUGGCAGCUGGACAAGUCGAGGUAGUGUAG
Messenger RNA from Exserohilum turcica Et28A, 1593 nucleotides. RefSeq lists its product as uncharacterized. The transcript is spliced from 4 exons. NCBI's taxonomy places the organism in Eukaryota, Fungi, Ascomycota, Dothideomycetes, Pleosporales, Pleosporaceae. Gene Ontology annotation, molecular function: carbohydrate:proton symporter activity. The record is from RefSeq and is a predicted model, not a curated record. Bases 1 to 1593 code for a protein of 530 amino acids. Gene Ontology annotation, cellular component: membrane. Gene Ontology annotation, biological process: transmembrane transport; carbohydrate transport.